GUCACAAUUAUUCAAGAUGCUGAAAACACCAGACAUGCUCCUGCUCUUCUGUCUUGUCGGGGCAGCAAGUGCCAUGUACAAACAGUGGAUUCCUGAUACCAACUAUGAGAAUAAGACCAACUGGGACAAAGGGAAUGUUCCCUGUGGCAAUGACAUAAUUCAGUUUCCGGCUCAAAGAAAAGUGUCUGUGUUUGUGGAGACCACACAUGCUGUGCAGGAGAUGAGGAUGCCACUUGAUGGAGAGUUCAUCCUAACCUCAGGGGCUGGAUUUUAUGUUGUCGGUGGACAGGACCCAGACUGUGGAACGGGUGUCACGACUGAGUUCAAAGAUUCUGAGUCACUUCAGUGGUUCAAUCCAACUCUGUGGCAGACAGCUGCAACUCUGAAUGACCUGCAGCAAGGAAACUUCCUCUUCUCGGUCCACGACGAGAGCGUCCCCUGCCAUUAUGACGAUGUUGUUUUUAAAGCCCUCUCCUCCUUCAGAGUGGACACCAGCUCCAGUCAUUCUAGCAUUGCUGUCAAAUCUGUGUCUGUGCUGGGGAAUACAUUUACUAGCCAAUCGGAGUUCUCCCAAUAUCUCAGCUCAAGUUCAGGCAGACUGCAGUUUCAUGGAUCCUCUGCUGCCACUGUUGGAAACUCAGGCUGUGAGGAUCCCUCUGGCUGUGACUGUGGGAAUUCUGUACACCAUCAGCAGAUCUGUAGCACAAUAACAUGUGACUCGCCAAGCUGCAAGAAGCCUCUUCGCCCCAUAGGACACUGCUGUGAUGUGUGUGGUGCCAUUGUUACCAUUCAUUUUGAGGAAGGUUUUAACCUUCAGACUUACAGGGAACGAAUCCGUCACCUUUUUCUUGCCCUGCCACAAUACAAAUCCAUUAAGCUGGGGAUGUCAAAAGUCUUAAAGUCACAACGGCUGAUGGGGAUCAUCAGUCUUGGCACGUCAUCUGAAAUCCAGGUAGUAAUGCUGGAUGGAGAGAAGGGAAUACAGUCUGCAGCUUUGGCUCAGGACAUAGUGAAGGAUGCUCAUUCUCACGGCUCUAUCAUGGGAAUCACAGGAGCUGAAGUUCAAAGUGCUUCCGAGGAGCAGUCUGGAGGCAGUGCAGGGCUGGUGGUUGGAGUUGUUUUUGGAGUUUUUCUACUGAUUACACUCAUUAUUAUCUUGGCUGUAUUGAUUCGUAAGGGGGUUGUUCAAAUGCCAACUCUGAGCAGAUUUAAGAAUAACAGUGAUAUGCCAGAUCUUGGUGGGCCUCUUGACUACGGUUUUGAUAAUCCUAUGUUUGACAAGCCCUCGAUGAUGCCCGAUAUUCCUAGUCUAUAUGGGACUGGAGCUAAUAAUUCAAUCUCUAUGACUCAGACAGCUGUGCACUUUGUAAAUCCAGUUUAUGAUGAGAAUGAAACAGAUUUUAAUGUCUGAAGUUAAACAUCAGUUAGCACUUAAUGACAGAGCACUUUCAAAUAUGGUGAUUUUAAAGC
Archocentrus centrarchus (flier cichlid) is the source of this 1470-nucleotide messenger RNA. It is a transcript of the gene amn, whose product is annotated as amnion associated transmembrane protein. The record is from RefSeq and is a predicted model, not a curated record. The transcript has a single exon. Lineage: Eukaryota; Metazoa; Chordata; Actinopteri; Cichliformes; Cichlidae. The coding region runs from base 17 to 1411 and encodes 464 amino acids. Gene Ontology annotation, cellular component: apical plasma membrane; endocytic vesicle. Gene Ontology annotation, biological process: receptor-mediated endocytosis; intracellular protein localization.